Penicillium daleae is the source of this 330-nucleotide messenger RNA. RefSeq lists its product as uncharacterized. Bases 1 to 330 code for a protein of 109 amino acids. NCBI's taxonomy places the organism in Eukaryota, Fungi, Ascomycota, Eurotiomycetes, Eurotiales, Aspergillaceae. The record is from RefSeq and is a predicted model, not a curated record. The transcript is spliced from 3 exons.
AUGAUCGCCCACGUGAUACCACGUGAUUUGGUCUUUCCUUAUCGCGCAUCUACGUCAGUCCCGAUCGUUGUCUCUCUUCGAGUCCUUCCCCAGCGCCACAAGGCUUCGAACCAUUCCUCCUCGAGUACAAACGCCGAAACUCUUUCAGCACGCGAUAAACAAUCCCCGACCCUGACCCCGACCAAAACAGUCGCCCAAGCCGAUGCGGAGCUUCGCGAACGCCUGGAACGAAUGUCAGGUGAUGGAGGAGCUGCAGGAAUCGAAUAUGAAGACGGCAAACCAAGUGCUAUGAAACGUGGCGUGCGCAACAACAUGUUCCGACUGAUAUAA